UCAGCAUUUUCUUUACUCGCUGCGUAGACCUCAGCUAAGACGCCUGUGCCAUCGAGUCUCUCUGCGGAAUGACAGUGAUUCUAAAUAUAUUACGCCAUAUGUAACUUUAAAAUGUGUUUAUUUCAACAAUUUUCCAGCGGCUCUUAUUAAUAUUAUUAUACAUAACGAGGACUCGGCAAUAAGACACAUCCUGCUUGACGCGAGGGCGGCGUCGAGUAGUUCUCUUGUGCGCUGCACGAGUUCAGCACUGUGAGCUUUGGGACCCGACUGGAGCUCCGGGCUCGCUGUGGCCGAAGGGUGUGGGGCUGGGGAUUUGGGGUUCGGUCGACGAAGAUGUGAGAGUUAAAGAUUGAUUAAUACUCUAACAAGAUUUAGAUUUCUGUAAUACACAUAUUUAAUUUCUGAGAUAUACGUAAACGUUUAGAAUCUACGAUUAUUUCUUGCUGAAUUUCGAAAUUGGCAGUCCAGAGUAAUAGUGAAUAAAAGUGUUUAUUUGAAGAAUACAGUAUUGGGCAUGCUAUAUAUGUAAUUUUCGUAUUCAAGUUUCUAUAGAAUUAUCUCUAAACUUCAUUUUUGACAAGAAAGAACAUGUGGAUAUCAAAUUUAUCGAAGGUGCUGUGCGUUAUGUGUUUGUUUUGGUAGCAGAACAUGGCUUACCGGUCGGCGAGUAGGUUGUGAAUUUAUGAAGAAUUCAUUGAUUUUUCGGUGUACUGUAGUUGGUAGAAGGCCGAGAUUUGUGUAAUGUGUCGGAAAAUACAUGACUGUGUAUACGUACUUGGUGAGGAUGGCCGAUAAGACAGCACAGGAGAGGAUAGGACUUCGACGCUGGUAUGUGAAUGGAUGUAACCAAAGAGAGUCCACUCGUGAAUUACUGCGAAUUUGCCCAGGAAACCUACUGCAGCUCACACACAGACAGCAUGAAGCGUGAUUGACGUUUUAUUAUGAAACUAAAAUGAGAAAUAAAUGGCGCGUUAUCCAGUGAAUAUAAGGAAGAAAUUUCAUUAAACAUAUUCCAGUGAACAGUAAUCACCAGCACAAACUGAAACUUACAGAAAAUUGAAAUAGUUUGGUGAUAGUGCUGCUGUUGUUUGUUAGUUGAGCACAAGAGAAGAUUAGUGGAAGUGUUUGUGUAACAGGAAUGGUGUUUUUAGAACGAGCAUUUAAAUUGUGAGGGCAAUUUUAUGUGCCAAUGAACAUCUGAUUUCUGAGUGUAUCUCACAAUUAGUGGUAUUCUGUGAAAUUGUAUGUUGUUAUUCUGAAACAAUGGCAACCAUACUAGGAAUUAGUGACUAUAUCCCUGUUAGUCAAUUCUAUCAUGAUAGAUCCAUUUUUGUGACUGGUGGAACUGGGUUUAUGGGAAAAGUGCUGGUUGAAAAACUACUUUGGUCAUGUCCUGGUAUAAAAAACAUUUAUUUGUUGAUGCGUCCCAAGAAGGGACAAGAUGUGGCAGCUCGACUAGCAGAAUUGCUCAAUGCUCCACUGUUUGAUCGUUUGCGGAAAACAAGACCAUUGGAGCUGAAUAAGAUUGUGCCUAUUGUGGGAGAUGUAACAGAACCAGAAUUGGGUAUUAGUCAGUCUGACCAAAAUCUACUAAUAAGGACAGUAUCUUUAGUAUUCCACUCAGCUGCUACUGUCAAAUUUGAUGAAGCAUUAAAGUUAUCCGUGACCAUUAAUAUGGUUGGUACCAAACGUCUAGUAGAACUCUGUCAUCGAAUGUUGGGCCUGGAAGCUCUGAUACAUGUGUCAACUGCUUACUGCAAUUGCGAUCGUGAAGAAGUGAGUGAGGUGAUUUAUCCACCUCCUUAUGAUCCUGAAAAGAUCAUUCAGUGUAUGGAAUGGAUGGAUGAUGACCUUGUCCAAGCUCUCACUCCCAAACUUAUUGGAAAUCGACCCAACACAUAUACAUUUACAAAAGCUCUUGCAGAAAGUAUGCUCAUCAAGGAAUGUGGAAAUCUUCCUGUUGCAAUUGUGAGGCCUUCCAUUGUUUUGUCCUCCAUAAGGGAACCAGUGGCUGGAUGGGUAGACAAUUGGAAUGGCCCUACCGGAUUGAUUGCUGCAGCUGGAAAAGGCUUUUUUCGUACAAUGCUUUGUCAUGACAGCAUGGUUGCUGAUUUAAUACCUGUGGACAUGGUGAUCAACCUCAUGAUCUGUGCUGCUUGGCGCACUGCUACAAGUCGGCCUGCAGGAGGCAUUCUAGUAUAUAACUGUUGUACUGGUCAGCAAAUGCCCAUUACCUGGAGGAAUUUUGUUGAUUAUUCCUUCACAUUCAUGCGUAAAAAUCCGCUUAAAGAUGUAGUGUGGUAUCCAGAUGGAAGUUGUCAUUCAAACUGGGCUAUUAAUUCUGUUCGUAUGCUCACUCUUCAUGUAUUGCCAGCAUAUGUACUCGAUUUCUUUAGUCGAAUUUCUGGGAAAAAGCCAAUUAUGGUUCGCAUCCAGUCGAAACUGUUAAAAGCAGCAAAAUGCCUUGAAUAUUUCACCACCCAACAGUGGCAUUUCAAGGAUGACAACGUUAAACACUUGAAUAGUUUGCUAAGUGCUGAGGAUCGUCGGACUUUUCUAUUCGAUGUGCGAGAAAUUCAUUGGCCCACAUACCUUGAAUCCUAUAUCCUUGGCAUUCGGCAUUUUAUUUUUAAGGAGCCACCAAAUUCUUUGCCUAAAGCACGAAAAUACCUACAAAAGUUGUUUUGGGUGCAUCGAUUUACUCAACUUUUUGCUUUGUUGUUAGUUUGGCGAGCAUUAAUGGUACAUUCUCAAACUGCAAGGAAAGCAUGGUUUGUCAUGCUAGAUAUAAUUUUACGCAUUGCUCGUAUGAUUCCAUUUAUCUGAAGAGGUUCACAGCUAUGUUACAGUGUUCAAUUGAAAAUCAAAGUGUAUGCUGUGUUGCAGGCAAAAAGUAAGGUUAACAUUUCUGUAAGCUUAGCAGCAAUCACACUGUGGUGUGGUGACCUGGAAUACCCAAGCAUAGUUGAACUUCAUUUCCUCCCCCUUUGAACAGGUGCCUGAGUUUUGUUGUAUUAGUAAUGGUAUAUUUGUUACCCAUAUGCUUGGAGCUGUAUGGUAUAUUAGAAUUACAAGCACACAGCUUAAGAAAUAGUGUACAAUACACUAUGGUGGGAAGUCAGUGACUGCUGAAAUAUCAUUUCCCAUUGUAUAGUGCUUGUGAGAAGGUGUUUUUAUUUUCCCUUCAUGAAGCAAGAAACCUUUGGAAAUGUACUCGGUUACUGCUACGAAGUGCUGAAAUGUCAUUGGCUACCAUACAUUGUUAAUUAUGUUGUAUGAAUUAGAGUUUGAAUUUGCCAAUGUUCAUUCAUAUGAACUUUGUAAAAAGAGCGGGCAGUAUGUUAAUUCCAUAACAUUUGAAGUGUAAGGUGCAAUUUUUUGGUGUUUGAAGGUUUGAAUAAGCAAUUUGUGUAAGCAGUUAUUGUUCUUCAAAGUUUUAUGAUUUAAAAGGGGAAAAUAAUUCGAAAUACAAAAUUAUUAGUUUGUAUAUAUAGCUGUUGCUAAGUGGGAAAAUAUAUAUGUAAUGCAAUUGUACUGUGAGGCUAGUGGUCUGAGCAAUUUUAUUAUGUUGCAAAAGUUUUGAUUACUGUUCUAUAAUUUACAAUAAUCUACUUAUGUUAUUAAGCUUACAUUGUGAGUUUCUUAUGUUAUUUACAUGAAAUGUGUGUUUUGAGGUGUGUUAAAUAGAAAUUCUCAGGGUCUGUAAUUUCAAAUUAUGCUUGUUUGCAAGUCCCAGUCUGCAUUUGCUUGUAUAAUACUGUAAAUUAAUCCCUUAGCUUCAGUGUGCAAUGUAAAUAUUUGUUUUUGAACAUUAUCUGCUUUUAAAGAAUGGUUCAUCAUUGUAUCUAGAAUGUAUGUUGAAGUGCUCAGGGAGAAAUUUCUGUGUUGUAUGUAUGAAUUAAAUUUGUGAGGAAAAAAAGAAUGCAGAUCUUCAGUUUUUAAUUGUAUUUCAAUCUGACUACUCUUUUGGGGAGACCAAUGCAGGCUGGGACAGAAAUUCAAUUGACAGUUUUAUGUUGUGCAGGAACGAAUGGUUCACAUUCUAGUGAAGGGAAUAUUAAAAUAUACCCUGCUGAUUAUCCAGAUUUGGAAUAGAUCUUGUACAGGUAUGGGACUAGUAUCAAACAGUUUGGGUAUUGACAAACUUGUUUGAUAAGAGUUAGAGGUAAUUUAUUAGUUUCAAGUGAGAUGUGGAUCAUGUUUUUAAUUAUAUGUGUACCUUUGCAUGUUGUACACAUCUUCCUUGCUGGAUUUUGUUAGCAAAAUUCCUUUCUCUACUUUGUAUUGUAAUCCUGUUAUAAUUUCCUUUUUGUAUAUAAUAUUUAUUUGUAAUGUACCAUAUUGGUCCUUGCUUGGAAGUAUGAAAAUGUGCUUCCUGAAAUUUUGAGUCCAAGACUCAGAGAAUAUAAAAGCAGGCUUUUAAAUAAAAUAAAUUGUCGUUAUUGAGUGCUGAAAAUGAAUUAAAAACAGUGCUCGUUUGUGUUGAAUGGUCACACCAUUAUUUUAUUUUUAUUUAUUUGAUUUGAUUGUUUGAGAAAUAUAGUGAAAUGUAGUUGGAUUUGUUUUUUCAUGUUUAUUAGAACUGAUUUUAAUACUUGAUAUCCACAACGUAUGUUGCACAAAUACGAAGGUUAGCUUAACAGCACUAGCCUAACCAGUUUUUACAAUAAAAGCCCGUUUAAUCCAGUUCCAGUCUCAGCAGAAUGCUCACUGCCAUUUGUCAAGUUUUUCAAUUGACAGGUGUGAUUUUUGUCUCUAUUUAUAACAAUUGUUCAAAAAUAUUUCUAGUGGCAGUGUUGUAGAAUUAGAAUAGGUAUCUUGCUCCAAGAUCUGUUGUAUUAAACAGCCAAGAAACUUCAUCUUGUUAUUGUGGUAAUUACAGAAAAAUAAUCAUGCCUUAAGGGAGAGUUGGCAAGUGUCUUUACUUCAAAUGAAUGUGAAUUGUGAGCAUGUUCUUGGAAAUGCACUUCAUUAGUAGUAUUGUGUAAGGAUAAUGCUGUGACUCUUGAAGUUCUAUUUACCAUUACAGGGGAGUUCAAGUGACAAUUAUCCAGAAAUAAAGUACUGAUAUUCAGGCAUGGUUUAUGGUUGUGUACUGUAACAUCGGCAUAGUUUUAUUUUACUGCUGUAUUGGUUAAGCACCAUAAUCAAUUUUGGUAAAUACAUGAUAUAAGCAAAAACGUUAUCUAGUCUUCUAGGAAAUAUACUCUACUCUUUACACUUUCAAAAGAUUCAUAGCAAUGCAAUCAAUGAAUUCUUCCACUGUUUAACUCUUGUCCAACUUGAGGUAUUUUCAUUUUGUACUUGCAUUGCAUACAAUUAACAAAAUUAUAAACACCGAGUCUUAUUCUUGGUUAGAUGUCCUGUUUAAAGGAGUUCAAAAAUUAAAUUUUGCAAAAUAUAGAAGAUUGUUGACAUGCAGCAUUCAGAUCUAAAUUUCAGAUAGAUCACUCCACCUUAUGGUAAAUUAGCAAGAAAUACAAAUAUGAUAUGCUUGAAAGUAAGUAAUUGUGUGUAAAUGACUUAUAUGUUUUAUCUAAAUAUUGAUUGUUAUUGCUGCAUAUCUGCUAUAUCCGUUGAAUGUUUGGAGUUGAAUGUGGAGGUACAAGGUCCUCCUUUAUGAUACUUUUGAUUGUAUUUUUUCAGCAAUGUGUACCUCCCUGAGGAAAUAGUUAUUCUACCAAAAUUGCUACUUUGCCUUUUAAAAAUUUCUUGUUUUUUAAACCCUGUUCUCUGCCAUUAUUGCAAUAUCUAUCUCUGGCUUGUUGACAUAUUUUCUACUAUGUUUAAUUAAAUGAAUCAUAUCUUUGAUAUUGUACAUUUUGGUUUGGAGUUAUGUAUCAAUUGAUAUUGCAAAUUGAGGCUGGAAAACUGAUAAUAACUAUCAUGAAGUUAGUAUGUGUCUCAAGCUUUCUGUUGAACCUCUAAAUAACAGUUUUAUUAUAUUGGAAGUUAUGCAGCAUACAUACAGGUCCAGAGACCUUUGACAUCUAUCUGUGAAUUUAUAAUCAAAACUACUAUUUGAAAUAACAUACUUAAAUUUUUAGAGAUCCUAAUAUCCUUCUUUGUGGGAAUUAAACUUUUGGCACAUAAAAGUUUUACUAGUAUUCUGCCUUUGAAAACUGAGUGAAAACCAUUUUUAAUCAAAAAAUUGAUACCUUUUUGGCUAUAUUUGAAAAACGCUCUUGUUUGGAUGUCAGUUUUCUUUGAGUCAUAGAGCUAUUAUAAAAUAACUAGUUUUGUCAGUGUGUAAAAAAUGUUUCUAAAAUGUUUAGGUGAAAUAAAUAUUUAUCAAGGGGCUUUUAGUCAUAUACUAACUUCUUGAAGAGAUUUCUGUAAAAAUGUAUGGACUCCAUAUUACAAGCAUGAUACUGUAUUGACCUAGCAUAUGAGAAUUAUUAGCACACUGGCUCUACCACACAAUGCUUUGAAAUUAAAGUGGCAAAGAGUUUUUAAGAACAGAAUUCUCAGAAAAUGCUGUUUUUUUCUUAAGAUAAUACCCCACCUUUGCCUUCCUGUUGUAGGAAGAUAUGUGAAUGCAGAUACUUAGCAUAAUUUUUUUUGGAGGGAUUGCAGAAAUGUGGUAAAUAGAGAUACAAGUAGAACAUUAGUACUCUUAAAACUCCUUUCCUCCCAACAAAGAUUUCAUAAUACUUAAUAAAUGGGUAUAUAUGUUUUUUUCUAAUUUUUUCAAAAUAUUUCUUAUUAUACAACUUCUAGAUAUUAAUCAUCUUUUGAAUUUUUAUAAACAUUUUUGAAAUAUGGAAUUAAAAAAGUAUUUUAGUUUCUAGUAUUACUCUAACUUUUGUCCAACAUUGUGGACUUUUCAAAGCUAAAAUAAUACCAUAAUAUAAUAAAUCACUAUUCAAUAUAGCCUAACAUUUAUCACUAUAUAAAUUUAAGUUUUGUUACUUACUUCAUGUUACAUCCUACAUUUGAAUGAUCAUGUGAUGUGCAUCUACAUUGCAUUUUACACACUUUUAUUUUUGAAAUAAAAGUAAUCCAGGUGUACUGGCCUGGUUAGAGACAUUAUUGUUGUGAAUAUAAUUCAUGAAUAGCAAUUUAUGCAGUGAUUAUUUUUUUGUCAAUUAGAUUUCUAUUUUCAAACUUCAAUUCUAUUUGCAAAAUUUCAUCAAAUUUAAAAUAAAAAUGUGAAUAAAUUGCGAAACAAACACAAAAUAGAAUUCAGAAGUUAAUAAAUGUUGCCAAUGGUGAAACUAAUUAAUAUUUAGGUUGCAGAUUUUGUAUUAAAUGUUCACACUAAUUUUUAUAAAGAUUUUUUUAACAGGAAAAAAUAUAUUAUAAUUGAGGCAUAAAUUUGGGUAUACACAUCAGUCUUUACAACAGUAAUAUAUUGUGAAUUUAUUGAAAUAAGCAUACAAAGAAGUCACACCUAUUCCGAAGUAUUGACUGUAGUUUUCCAGGCUUACAGCUACAUGAAAUUUAGAGUGAAUAUAGGAACAGUUUUCAAAACCAGAUGCUGUUGUAAUUAACAUGAAAUUUUCUAGCUAUGUUUGAGGUUGAAAUCAUUAGUUACCUAAAACCAGAGUGAUCAGUUUUUAUGUUAAAAUACCAACAUUUUUGUUAACAAUAGUAUUAUUAGGAACACCUGGAGGUGUAAGUCUUCUGGUC
Gryllus bimaculatus (two-spotted cricket) is the source of this 7632-nucleotide messenger RNA. The record is from the annotation of a GenBank genome assembly. NCBI's taxonomy places the organism in Eukaryota, Metazoa, Arthropoda, Insecta, Orthoptera, Gryllidae.